This is a messenger RNA of Pseudocercospora fijiensis CIRAD86, 2091 nucleotides long. RefSeq names its product glycoside hydrolase family 78 protein. The record is from RefSeq and is a predicted model, not a curated record. The transcript has 3 exons. Gene Ontology annotation, biological process: carbohydrate metabolic process. The coding region runs from base 1 to 2091 and encodes 696 amino acids. Lineage: Eukaryota; Fungi; Ascomycota; Dothideomycetes; Mycosphaerellales; Mycosphaerellaceae.
AUGCCGUGGCUCAAGACAUUGGCAGGCGCUUGUCUGGUGGGACUAGUGACUGCAGCUUAUGAUGAGUAUAUCCUGGCGCCCAGCUCGAGAACUCUGUACCCAGCCUCGAUCUGGCAGGUCAAUGGAACUGUCGACGGCUCCGAGAGUCUGGUAGGAGAAAGUGCAGGAAGUGCGAAGUUUGAGGGAGCUUCGACAGUCACCUUAGACUUUGGCAAGAACAUUGCUGGCCUCGUCACGCUUCAGAUCGGAGAUGUUGACGCAGACCAAUUCAUUGGCCUGACGUACAGCGAGAGCUCCUUAUGGGUCACCAGCGAAGGCAGUGAUGGAACAGCAGACGCUGGCCUGGACGAGGUGUUGUGGUUCCAGCCAAACGAGGCCGGCAAUUACACAGUCGACCGCGACCACGAGCGUGGCGCUUUCAGGUACAUGACUCUGGUUCACAACACCACUGGCAAUCUCGAGGUCGUCAAGGCGACGGUCUACUACACUCCACUGCCUCAUAUCGCGGAUGAUGCUAUGCGAGACUACACCGGUUACUUCCACUGCGACGAUGAGCUGAUCAAUCGCAUUUGGUAUGCUGGUGCAUACACGAAUCAGAUCUGCACGAUCGACCCACAUCAUGGAGAUUCCUUAACCCUGCUCGACAAGGUGAGAUCGUCUCAACUUGGUGAUGAGACACCGCCAAAUCCGUGGUACUACAACUACACCAUCACGAACGGCACUUCCACCUUGGUCGAUGGAGCCAAGCGAGAUCGGCUCGUGUGGGCUGGCGAUAUGGCUAUUGCGGUCCCUGGCAUGAUCGUGUCAUUUAGCGACUUGGUUUCAGUCGCAAACGCCCUCGACUCGCUAUUCGCCGUGCAGAACACGACCACAGGACAGCUGCCAUAUUCAGGAAGACCAUUCCCCGCAAUCCUGUCAUUCACCUAUCAUCUGUACUCAUUGAUUGGAGUGGCUGACUACUAUCUCUACUCCAAUGAGUUGUCAUACCUGCAAGGAAAAUGGGAUCAAUGGAAACUGGCCAUGAACUUCUCCCUCUCCUUCAUCGACUCCAGCGGCCUAGCCAACGUCACCUCGCGAGCUGACUGGCUCCGUUCCGGCAUGGGUGGGCACAACAUCGAAGCCAACUCCAUACUCUACAACACUUUAAACCAAGGAAUCAUGCUCGGCGAAGCCAUUGGCGAAGAGCAAUCUCUCCUCGACUCCUGGGCAGAACGCGCCGCAACGAUCAAAGCCUCGGCCAACACCCUCCUAUGGAACGAAACCGCCGGUCUCUACCACGACAACGAAACCACAACCCUCAUGCCACAAGACGGAAACUCCUGGGCCGUAGUCUCCAACCUCACCGACUCCGCCUCCAAAGCCUCCCGAAUUUCCUCCGCCCUCGCCGCCCGCUGGGGUCCCUACGGAGCACCAGCCGUAGAAGCAACCGACGCCAUCUCCCCCUUCAUCUCAGGCUUCGAACUCCAAGCCCACCUCCUCGCCGGCAACGUCAGCGCCGCCCUCGCCCUCGUACGUCUAGAAUGGGGUUUCAUGAUGGACGACCCCCGCAUGACAAACUCCACAUUCAUCGAAGGCUACUCCUCCGACGGAAGACUACAUUACGCACCAUACACCAACGAUCCCAGAAUCUCUCACGCUCACGGCUGGGCUACGGGUCCGACUUCAACUCUCACCUUCCACAUCGCAGGUAUCCACCUCCUCAGCGCAGGAGGCGCGACUUGGGAAAUAAGUCCAAGAUUAGGAGAUCUGAAAUUCGUCGAUGCGGGUUUCAGUACCAGUCUUGGAUUCUUUUCGUCGCAAGUCAACGCCUCGUCUGCGGGCUCUAUCACCGGAUUCAAAUUCUCUGCGCCGCCGGGCACGAGUGGAAGGGUUAGUUUACCUGGUGUACAGGGUGCGCUACGAAAUGAGAAUGGGACUACGAUGACGCUUGAAAAUGGUGGAGCAUACGGCGUCAGCGGUGGCAAUUGGACACUGGCUCUAGGCAACUCGACUGCAGGAACAGGAGUGGAGCCGUAUACAGGCAAAGCGGCCACGGAUGGAAUUUCGGCUGUUGUGGUCGUUGUUGCAGCCUUGGUCUCGCUAGUGCUGUAG